Messenger RNA from Lingula anatina, 5397 nucleotides. Its product is annotated as tonsoku-like protein. Gene Ontology annotation, cellular component: nuclear replication fork. The record is from RefSeq and is a predicted model, not a curated record. Gene Ontology annotation, biological process: double-strand break repair via homologous recombination; replication fork processing. Gene Ontology annotation, molecular function: protein binding. NCBI's taxonomy places the organism in Eukaryota, Metazoa, Brachiopoda, Lingulata, Lingulida, Lingulidae.
UGAGAACGAGGCCAUUAGCUCGACUUAAGAAGUUCAUUACGACCGCUGUUCAUGUUAUACAAAAAGUAGGCUUUUUAGAGCGUUAUUGUAAAUCUAAGAUUAUGUGCGAACGAUAGAAAGGUAGACGUCCGUUAGUGAAACAUUUUAAUCCAUACAAUGGAGUUUGAAGAACGUGAGCUUGAACGAUUGGAGAAGGAGAAGAAGAAGGCUCAGAGAAAGAACAACCUGAAGGAGGUAGCACAGCUGUGCAAUGUCAUAGGAGAACUCAAAGCUAAAUUUGGCCGAUUUGAAGAUGCCAUUGAAGACCACCAGAUGGAGCUGCAUCUGAGUGAGGCACUGGAUGAUAGCAUGGGAACAGCCAUAGCUAAUAGGAAGAUAGGAGAGUGUUACUGUGAGCUUGGAAAGUUUGACCUGGCGUUGAAGCACCAGCAUCGCCAUUUAGAGUUAGCAGAGAGCGAACACAGUGACAUAGAACAACAGCGGGCGUGGGCUACCAUAGGGCGCACCUAUCUUUAUCAGGCCGAGGCAAUCAAGACACCAGGGGGAGCUGAGGCAGUGCUGCGCAAGGGCGAGGAUGCUUUCAUGAAAAGCUUAGAAGUUUGCGAGAGGCUGAAGAGGUCAAUCAAGAAUGAAGAGUAUAUGGAGAUGAAGGCUAGGCUGUUCUUAAACUUAGGUUUGGUAUAUGACAACAAGAGGGAUGAAAAGCAGUGCACUGAAUACAUGAAACGUGCUAUCAUGAUUGCAGAGAAGCACAAUCUGGCAGAAGAUCUGUACAGGUGUCAGUUCUGCCUGUCUGGUAUCUACCAGAGGAAUGGGAAACCAAGCCAAGCUCUCAGGUUCUUAGAGGAAGCUCUGAAAUGUGCACGGAAGAUGAAAGACAAGGUGCUGGAGAGUGAGGUGCUGGUCAGCAAGGCACAGGUGUUCACCCUGCUGGGAGAUUUCCCUGCAGCCAAGAGGUGUGUCAGGAAAGCAUACAAGAUAGGGUCACCCAUAGAGGAGGAAAAACUGAAGAUGAAGAAACACCUGAUUUCAGUGGUCACCUUGUGUAAGAGCCAGGAAAACCUGGAGGCACUCGCAGAUGGAGACGAGGAAGAAAAGUUGAAGCUGUAUGAGAAAAUGGGAGAUGCGGCAGCCAAUAUAGAAAACUAUAAGCUUGCUCUCAAGUUUUAUCAAAAGAUGCUUCAGACCUCAGAGGCCCUAGGGAAGCCUGCCAAGGAUAUGAUUCCUAUUUACAUCUCCAUGGCACAGACAUAUGCUGAUGACAAACAGCACAAGAAUGCCAUAGCUUUUUACUUCAAGGAGUUGGAGUGUAGGAAGGGGGAACAUGAGCAGGAAUGUCGCACUUGGUUGAACAUAGCUGAAGCACAAGAACUUUUGAACGAGGACUAUGACAUCAUCAGCCAAUCCUACCUGGCAGCUUUCAACUCGGCCAAGAAGGCAAAACACAAGAAGUUACAGGUGCACAGCUUGCGGUCACUGUCCAUCGUCCAGCAGAACUUCGGCCAGACCACUGACCAUCAGCAGACCCUCAGCAAGCUGCAGUCAUUGAAGCAGAAAUACAAUUUAGGCUCUGAGGAUGAGGAGGAGAGUGAGGAGGAGGAGGGAGAGAGUCAGGAGACUGGGAGGGAUGAGGAAGAGGACAUCAACUGGGAUGACUUGACAGAUUCUGAUGAUUCAGAAGAUGAAGAAAGCAGUAGCACAACAACUAGAAGAGUUAGCAAAACAAGAAGAAUCACCAAACCCAAGGUGAAUGAGAAAGGGGAGACACCUCUUCAUAGAGCAUGUAUUGAGGGGAACCUAAACAGAGUGAAGAAAUUACUGGAAGAGGGUCACCCUGUGAACCCUAGGGACUACUGUGGCUGGCUUCCACUGCAUGAGGCCUGCAACCAUGACUAUGUGGAGAUAGUGGAGUGCCUGUUAGACCAUGGGGCCAGAAUUGAUGACCGCGGAGGUGAGCACUGUGGCGGUAUCACACCAAUACAUGAUGCUGCAAACUGUGGGAAUGUAGCUGUAGUCCGACUGCUCAUUGAGAGGGGGGCCAACAUACAGGCCAAAGAUGAUGAUGGCAACACUCCCUUAGCCAGCCUAUCAGAGUACAGACGUAGAGCUGGUGCGGAACUUGAUGCACAGACAAUUGCCGAAAUCAAAAAUUUAGAGAAAGAUUUAAAGAACAGAGCUGGAGGUAUGGGCAACACUCCCUUAGCCAGCCUAUCAGAGUACAGACGUAGAGCUGGUGCGGAACUUGAUGCACAGACAAUUGCCGAAAUCAAAAAUUUGGAGAAAGAUUUAAAGAACAGAGCUGGAGGUCAGUUUACCCGGUCCAGACCUCCCUCGGAUGUCAACAGAAGACUGCAGCAGACAAGCAGAGGACCAGGGAGCGACAGUGAAGAUGAUCUGCCAGACCUGCCUCUCAGGAAAAAAAGGACAAGGAGAACCACUGGUGAUCACAGUAGAAGAGCACAAGAAGAUGACUUGAGGUCUUGUAGUCAGAGAAGUGGACAGUCUGAUGGAUCAGAUGUCAAUUUGCUUGACCUUAGUCCAGACAGAAAGUCAGAUUUGGAAAACAUGGAAGAAAGUGAAGAAGUGUUCCCUUUCUCUGAUGUCCAAACUGUGGCUCCAAUAGAAUCAGCAGAGGCUGCUAGAACUGCCUAUCAGAAUGCUAUCUCUGGUGUGGGAAGUUCUGCUGUGAGAAACCAGAUACAGACAACACAGAGAGAGCCAUCCCAUAAUAGUCACAGCACAACUCCUGCUUUGCUCGCAGAAAAUGAAUUUGUGGAUGAUGAUUGGUUGAUUGAUGACAUGAGACCCUCAAAGAAAAUGAGGAUUGAUACAAACAGCUUCUGUACAGGAACUAGGAUGAGAAAUAAUGAGAAAAGAAAAUAUGAUGGUAGUCAUGACGGAUAUGAAAGAAAUAAGCGUUUACAUAAAGACAAAGGAGAGAUCAACACCCAAAUCUUGGUUGACAUUGACAGUUUUGGUGAGGACAGUGAGAAUUCUUCAAACUGUGAUACUCUCCCUUUACCUAACUUUCAAGGUUCUGAUAUGGAAAAUGACAUGGGAUUGGGGAGUUUAGCAGAUCUGGACGAGUUCGACCCAGGAGGCAGAACAAGCACCCAGCGCCCUGUGAGAACUCAGAGCAAAUCUAAAAGAACAAGGCAGUUAAAACUGACCAGUUAUGGUCUGGGGCAAGGAGACAGAAGACAUUCCAACCAAGGUACUAGCAGACAAUCGGGUUUAUCUAGUAACCAUGGUAACCAAAGGGCAUCUAGUUACCAUAGUAACGAAAAUGUUUCAGAGCUGAAUUCAUCACUGGUAAGAGCACAGGAGGUGUUCCUAAAUAACAGCGGGAUCCAGUUGACGCCCACGCCAGUCAAUUUACCAGCACAGCCAGUAAUGAGGGUCAAGGUGAAGGUUGAGGAGAAAAUGCUGCUGAUCCCUGUUACCGAAAGGGAUAGCAGUAAGACUAUGAGCUGGUUAGCCAGAGAGGUUUCCCAGCGGUACUACACCCUGUGUGGACUGCGACCCAUUGUCCAACUGGGGACCAGCGACGGAGCCCUGUUCUCUCCCGAAGAUUCCAUCAGCCUGGUGUUGUCCAAUGGGGAGAUGAUCGAAGCUAUCAGGGUCACAUGGGACAUGCCCCCACUCACGGAGAGAUACACCCAGGCCUGCCAGGCACUUGGAGCAACUCCCUACAGGAACGUGAAGACCAUUCUCCAGCAGUGUCAGGACAGCAAUAUCCUCCAGUUGAAGAACUUGGCACUGAGAGGUGCCCAGCUACACCCUGUGUUCCGGGCUAUACAGUGCCACACUGCCCUUAAAGAGCUGCAGUUGGCAGGAAACAAACUCAAUGACUCCAGUGUUCAGCAGAUGAUGGAGGUGGCCAUUACACUACCCAGCCUCACCUUGCUAGACCUGGCAGCCAAUCAGAUCACCUCUAAUGGGGUCAAGGUCAUGGCAGAGACCCUGGAGAGGACAGGAGCAGACAAUCAAGACAAGCCCCUUCAGCAGCUGCAGACUUUAAAUCUCAGCUACAACUCCCUCACUGACGUCUGCAUGCUGUCUUUGUGUGGAAUUGUGGGUAAUCUACCCCAGUUGAUGGUUCUCAGUUUAGCGUCAUGUGACCUCACCAUGAAGAUGUUCCAGCAACACAGGUUGGCUUUUGCUGGAGCUUUGCAAGCCAGCAGUCUCCAGAGGCUGGACAUAUCCCAGAACCGACUGGAGUCCACUGGCGUGGAACUGCUGCUGAUGUGUCUGCCUUGGGAGAAGGUGGUCAGUUUGAGCCUGGACGGCACUGUGCAUUCGCAUGUAGCUAACCACCUUACCAAACAUGUGGAGAAGUACCUGGGGCAGCCCCACUGCGUACUCCAGGAGCUGACACUGAACAACUGUCACAUCACUGAGGAGGCUAUGGAAGAACUGGACAGGGCACUAUUACACAGCAGAACCUUGACAACCCUCUCUCUCGAUUGCAAUCCGCACAUCACCAACCAAGACAUCACGAGACUCCUGACCUCAGCAGCAAACAACUCUAAUGGCUGCCUGCAGAGGCUCUCCGCCUCAGGGUGCGGUGUACACUCCCCGCUGGAUGUGGACUUCCUGGACGCCAUUAGCGAUAAACUAAAUCAUACCAGUCCCCUGACUGAACUCACGUUUAGCUGUGCUGGUGUGAAUAAGGUUGAUGUGGAGAGUCUUAGACAGGUGUGGCAGGGGGGCUGGGGAGAGAGAGGGAGGUGUGGGGUACAGGGGGACCUGGUGAAGUUGCACGUAGGGGAGGAUCGAAUUGUGCUAAAUUAGGUCAAGGACACUGGAAUAUGGUGGAUGAGAUUUUUCUGACUAUUGGCGGAAUUUCAACUCUUUUGCUGAUGUUGGUGCUUACAACAGUAAUUAGAUUUUGACCAACUAUCAGUGGAUUUAUGACAUUUUGGAACCAAAAGUUCUCCUCCCUGGAAUGUUUGCAUUCCAAAGUAUCAUUUUUGUAUCAAUUUGUAUUUCGGUAAAUGUUGAUUUUUUGUAUCACUGGCACUGUGAUUUACUUGUUUUGAAUAUUUUGAAUGGCAUUCCUGCUUAUAGUAAUAUAAUUCAUUUUUUGAAGUGGAUCCAGUCUUAUAUAGCCAAUUAAAAUAACAGAUGGUAGUGCCAGAGCAUUCCUUGUGUGAGAAUGAGUGUGAAAUUACUUAACAUUUCUCUGAUUAUAAAUCAACAUCAUUAUACCGUCAACAUCAUUAUACCGUUAAUUAAGAAGUGUACACAAUACUUACUUGUAUAGAGGGGGUAUUUAUUAAAUUUAAUGUAUUGUUUUCACAAUUGUGAUAUGUAUGAAAGGGAAGACGUAAAUUAUGUUACCAAACAGCUUGCUGUAAAUAUUGUUUCAACAGCUUGGUCUGUUAUCAAGAAAAA